UCCACUCUUCAACUAUAUAUAUGUGCUUAAUUACUCUCUUCUUGAGUAUUCAAAUAACAAAAUAAAUACAACUUCAUUUUCUAUAUUCUUGAUUCAUAACUUGUUCACACAACAAAGUUUGAAGUAUAAAAAAGAAUUAAUAUGGCUGCUACUGCUACUGCUACUGCUAGUGCAUUUUCGAUGAAGGGCUCGAAGGUUCGAUCAUUAGGACGGUAUAGUUCGAAGCAAAUUCGGCAGCAAAGGGGAAGGCUUUACAUAAUAUGGAGAUGUACUGUUUUACUAUUGUGUUGGAAUGAUUAAAAUUAGUAAGUAUUGAAGAGUUCUGUAUUUCAAGAAGAAUUUGGGUUUUCAACUAACACAUAAUCAAGAGAGGGAGAUGAAUAUUAAUUUGAGAAUUUUAUUGUUUGUAAUUUUAGUUGUACACAUGGGAACUUUGGGGUGUGAAAUUAUUAACACUCAAAAGUGAUGUAGUUUUUGACUUGUUACUAGGUAGGUAAAUAAAAUAAUUUUUAGGAGCUAGAUUAAACAGGAGUUUCUGCUUGAAAUGUAAAUUACAUUAAUCUAGCACUCUACCAUGUAUAAAGAUAGUGAUGAUAAUAAUAUAUUUCAAGUUGAAUUUUAUCAA
Messenger RNA from Trifolium pratense (red clover), 625 nucleotides. RefSeq names its product small polypeptide DEVIL 4-like. The record is from RefSeq and is a predicted model, not a curated record. The transcript has a single exon. Gene Ontology annotation, biological process: negative regulation of cell population proliferation. Lineage: Eukaryota; Viridiplantae; Streptophyta; Magnoliopsida; Fabales; Fabaceae. The coding region runs from base 142 to 300 and encodes 52 amino acids.